This is a messenger RNA of Lycium barbarum (goji berry), 2152 nucleotides long. Its product is annotated as F-box/kelch-repeat protein At3g23880-like. Gene Ontology annotation, molecular function: protein binding. NCBI's taxonomy places the organism in Eukaryota, Viridiplantae, Streptophyta, Magnoliopsida, Solanales, Solanaceae. The coding region runs from base 961 to 2097 and encodes 378 amino acids. The transcript has a single exon. The record is from RefSeq and is a predicted model, not a curated record.
UCCAGAAAAUUUCAAAAACAUCAUCCUCUUCGCCACAUAGCUUGGGGAUCUCAGCCAUGGCUAUAGGAUAUGACAAAGAGAAGAUAUCAGCCGUUUCCCUUUCUCUAUAAGUUUCUAUUUUUGCUUCUUCCCUAUUUCUAUUACAAGAAACCCUUUCCCCUUCUACUUCAUUUUUUCUUCCCCUUUCUUUGUAAGUCCCCUUUCUGUUAACCUUUUUUCUCAAUUUAUGUGUGUUGAUUGAUAUUUUAAACCUCUGUUUCGGCGACAUUAUACUUAGUUUUAUGGUGUUGCAGUAUUUCUUCUCUUCGAUUUCUUUUUGUGGUGACAAUUUUGUAAAAGCAACACUUUGAUAUAUGGCAAUCAGAGGGAAGUUUGGUUGUUUUGAGUUAUAUGCAAAAAUCGAUUAUUUAGAAGAUCCAUAGUGUAUCAUACUUGAAUUUAUUGUGACAUGACGUGCAUUUUUGUUACAAGCACGGUAAAGCAAGUUUGAUUUAAGAUAGUUUUCGGUUUGAUAUGCUCUCAACUACUAUUUAAAGAUUAAGUUUUAUGUUACGUGUGAGUGGGUCUAGGCACAACUGUAGCAUUUUAGGUACCAAUAGAUAUUCCAGAUUGACUAUUCUGUAAGAAUUAGGCAUUGUGUCAAAUAGCAUUGUUAAACUCAGUCCUAUGUUUGGUAAAUUUCUCGUUCCAACAAAAUGGAAUUUAAAUCUUCUUUUUUGUCUUAUUGUUAGCAUUCUUAAUUGUUUGAUUUCAAAUAGAAUGUACCUUCUCAUUCCUUACUACUUCUUUAAUUGAUCAGCUUUGCCACAAGAUCAUAUUGACGGAAUGAGUAGUCACGUAGCAUCUUCUGCCCAGACGUCAAAUAGUCCUUGAUUUUUAAAAAAAAAAAAAAAAAAAAAGUGGAUACUUUAAGUGCAACAUCCUGGAAUAACAAAAAGACAAAAAAGCUCCAUUAAACUUAUGGCUGAUUCGAUAAUCCCUGUUCUUCCCCGUGAAAUCAUCAUGGAGAUUCUCUUAAAGCUGCCCCCGAAGUCCCUGUUGAAAUUCAUGUGUGUUUCAAAAUUAUGGCUUCAACUAAUCUCUAGCCCUGAGUUUGUAAAAACUCAUUUGAAAUUAAUAGCUAAUGACAAAGAAUGCAUUUGCCAUAGGGUUAUUCUUCAAGAAUCCGGCGACAAUUUCAAAGUAUGUUGUCUCCCUUCCUUGUUUUACAAAGAACAAAGGAUUGAGCUAUUUGACAUGGGUUCUCCCAUGGGAAACCCCACUAUUUAUACUUGGAUUGUGGGUUCUGUCAAUGGACUGAUUUGUCUAUACAGUAAGAUAGAGGAGCCAGUUCUAUGGAACCCCACAAUUAGGAAGUCUAAGAAAUUGCCUACAUUUGGAGCUAACUUGAGGAAGGAUUGCUCUUACUAUUGCAAAUAUGGUUUUGGAUAUGAUGAGUCACGUGAUGAUUAUAAAGUAGUAGUUAUUCAGUGUAUUUCUGAGGAUGGCGGUUCGUAUGAUACUGUAGUCAACAUUUACAGUUUGAAGACUGAUUCUUGGAGAACAAUCAAUAAGUUUCAGGGCAACUUUCUGGUAAAUUCUUCAGGUAAAUUUGUCGAUGGAAAGCUUUACUGGGCUUUAUCUGCUGAUGUUGAUACAUUCAAUGUGUGCAACAUUAUCUCUCUUGAUUUAGCAGACGAGACAUGGAGAAGGUUGGAGCUUCCGAGAUAUGUAGAAGGCAGCUAUCCAUUGGCACUGGGAGUGGUGGGAGGUGAUCUUUCUCUGCUUUGUCCUAAUUGUCAUGAAGUAACUAAUUCUGAUGUGUGCAUUAUGAACGAUUGUGGAGUUGAAGUAUCAUGGACAAAGAUUUUCACCGUCGAUCAUACUAAAGAUCUUGGAGAGUUUAUAUUCUUUUCACCCAUAUUCUCUGUACCCUCUUGCCAGUCAAAUAAGGGUGAAAUUUUAGUUUUGAUUCCCCCAGUUAUCAUGUUAUAUGAUGGUUCAACCAGACAACUAGAGGUCGUUGAUCAAUUUGAGGAAUGCGCUGUCGCAGAAAUCUAUGUAGAAAGCCUUAUUGAUCCCCUAUUGAUAGCUAACCAUGAAACCACACUCAUUUAGCUGAUAAGUUGUAACACUUCUGCUUUCUUUUAGCUGCUUUGCAUUAUUUAUUUAU